Messenger RNA from Penicillium bovifimosum, 276 nucleotides. RefSeq lists its product as uncharacterized. NCBI's taxonomy places the organism in Eukaryota, Fungi, Ascomycota, Eurotiomycetes, Eurotiales, Aspergillaceae. The transcript has a single exon. The record is from RefSeq and is a predicted model, not a curated record. Bases 1 to 276 code for a protein of 91 amino acids.
AUGUUCGUACGCAUAAGGAACCCUUGGCUCCCCAACAACCAUCAGGCCAAACGCGAGAAAAAGCCGAAUCUCAGCAAGAUUGCGCGUCAAUGUCGAGUCUCUCGCCGGACCCUCUACAAUCGCAUGAAGAAGGGUGUGCGCCCUCGACCUACCAGAGCUACAAUUGACGAAUCUGUGCCUGAGACCGACCAAUCCGUCGAAACUCGUAUGAUCAAGGCCUGCGAGCGGCUAAACGCGAGACAAAUCCUAACCUCAGCAAAAUUCACUUCGCAUUGA